UCCAGUGUUUAAAUGUCAAAUGCCGCACGAGCUAAGAACACAACCAACCACACAGCGAUGAAACCUACACCAAAUGUGAACUAAGAAUCCAAUCAGCAAUCCGGCAAUCAUUUGACAUUUUCAAUGGCCAACAACAACUACUGUGUAAUCAUCAUGUGGGUCAGUGUGUGAGUCUGCUGAGUGUGGAGUGUGAGGAUCUGCUGGAGCUGAAGCUAACCUUGCCAGCUUUCGUUUUCAUUGAGUCGGUCGAACAACUUGUGAAAAUUGCACAAUUGCCGCUGACUGAUACUGGUGACUCACCUCACAACAGCAAUGCUGACAACAACAACAAUGGCGACAGCUCAGCUUGAAACCCGGCUUGGUGAGCUCAUUUUGAACCUCGCUGAGAUGCCGAACAAAAAGCUUGGCUCAAAGCAGCAUCUACGCUUAUGGCAAUUGCAACUACUCGCAAGCAAUGUAUCUGUAUCUGUAUCUGUGGCCAAGAGUCGUGUUAGUGUGGGUUCGUGCUGCGAACUACGAUCUGCAAGCUGCGAGCGCAGGAGACAAAGUCGUAGUCGUAGUCGUAGUCGAAGCCGCGACUACUAUAUAAAGCUCUUAAAUAGGGCCGCCGCUGCACAGUUCGAUCCGUUGCAGCUUUCACUUACCACAGCCAAACGGGCAACGGAGUAA
This is a messenger RNA of Drosophila albomicans, 669 nucleotides long. RefSeq lists its product as uncharacterized. The transcript has 2 exons. The coding region runs from base 313 to 669 and encodes 118 amino acids. Lineage: Eukaryota; Metazoa; Arthropoda; Insecta; Diptera; Drosophilidae. The record is from RefSeq and is a predicted model, not a curated record.